Prunus mume (Japanese apricot) is the source of this 990-nucleotide messenger RNA. Lineage: Eukaryota; Viridiplantae; Streptophyta; Magnoliopsida; Rosales; Rosaceae. The record is from RefSeq and is a predicted model, not a curated record.
GUCCAAGACCACAAGUCAAGUUGUAGUUCAUCAACGCGUUCAUCAAACCUGUAUUUAAUCUCUAUUGGCAUUUACCAGCAAGCCCACAACACUCCCACCCCCGUCCAAAAUGCACCCAAUCUUCCUCCUUCUCCUCUUCUUCUUCUACUCCGUGGACGCCACGACACCGUUUUCGUCUAAGGAAAUACAGCCUGAGGAAACCCCUUCCGUCUGCUCCCAGACUUUCGCCUGUGGCCCACUCCAAGGCCUCUCAUACCCGUUCACCGGCGGGGCACGCCCUGCCCACUGUGGUCCACCGGAGUUCCACAUCAGCUGCGUGGACGACUCGCCCGAGCUGACCAUCAUGUCGCUGAGGUACCGAGUUCUCGAACUCGACCCAGUUCACAAAAAUCUAAGGUUAGUCCGCUCAGACCUCUGGAACUCGACAUGCACAGACAAACUCGCCAACGUAACUAUCAAAUCCGAGUUCUUCGCCCACAAUGAGAACGACGACAUGGAGGUGUCCAUUUUCUACGGCUGUAAUUCCUCUACCAUUACCCCCAAGCCCGAGAAUUGGUUUCACUGCAACGUCAAUCUGCCUUUCAACGACUCUUAUUACUUGAUCGGGACGGUCCCGAUCGAUCAGAUUAUGAGCGGUGUCAAGUGUAAGAUUGAAACUACAGUGCCGAUUCUCAAGACCGCGGCUGCGAAGCUCGUUGCCAAUAGGUCGCUGUUUCAGGAAGCGAUCAUGGAAGGCUUUAAUGUUAACUAUACCCACCCUUAUGAUGAUGAAUGCGCUAAAUGUGUUGAUAUAAAUGGGGGCUGUGGGUUUGACUCCCAUUCGAGCAAGCCCGUUUGCUUUUGUGGGGAUCGGGUUUGUGUCAUAUCAGGAGAAAAUAUUGCGAUAGGUAACUCUGCUUGGUUCCUUUGUUUCGUUCUAGCCCUUGAUUCAGUAACUAUUAAAUGGUAGCCCUCUAAAAUACAUUUCAAAGUUACAUGACUGCUUAAAAU